AUGGAAGUGGAGGACUCGGGCGGCGUGGUGUUGACCGCCUACCAUUCGUACACUCGUUCUCAGCCGCCCAGCUCCGAGCCGCGCUGUGCGCCCAGGGCCGUCGCCAGCCACCCGGGCAGCAGAAAAUCUAUUCCUCACUGCCGAAGAAUUAACAGAAUGCUCUCCAAUGAGUCUCUACAUUCUCCUGUAUUUAGCCGUUCCAACUCCCAAGCCUCCGUAGACAGCACCUCCAUGGCAGACUUCUUGCGGGAAAUAGAAAGCAUUAAAGAGAGCAGCACAGGAGCGCAGGAGGAGCAGACACCAGCUGACGCCAGGCCUGCGGAUGAAGGAGAGCUCGAAGCGGAGUGGUUGCAAGAUGUGGGUUUAUCAGGCCUGCUCUUGGGUAACGAAGAGGAGGACGGCAAAGCCUUGCUCUCGACACUGACUCGAACCCAAGCAGCUGCAGUGAAAAAGAGAUAUAAUACUUACACUCAAACCAUGAGAAAAAAGAACAAGCAAUCUGUUAGGGAUGUCAGAGACAUCUUUGGAGUCAGCGAAUCUCCUCCAGGUGAUACCUGUGACAAUCAUACUGCUCAGUUGGAUGGUGCCCAGGAGGAAAAAGAGCUGCCAGGAGUUAUGACAGCGAGUGGCUCCUUGCCAGAUGCUGCUUCUCUCAACAGUACCACCCUGUCAGAGGGGUCCCCAGACGUCCCCAGGAGUGGCUCUGUGUCUGUGCUGGAGACCAUUCCACCUCCCCCAGUUCGUUCCCACGGAUCUCCAGACCCUGGACAGUCAGUUCAGAACGCAGUGAGUGAUGACAAUUAUCUGGAAAAGAACAUUCUACCAGAAACUGAAGAGCUGUCCUUCGAAGUAUCUUAUUCAGAAAUGGUUACAGAGGCUCCAAAAAGAAACAAAUUUAAGAAGUCAGAUUUUAAGAAAGAGGACUUUGCUUUAACUAAAUUAAUUGUCCAGAAAACCAGAUUCGGCCUAACUGAAGCAGGAGACCUAUCUGCCGAAGAUAUGAAGAAGAUCCGUCAUCUGUCUCUGAUCGAACUGACUGCCUUUUUUGAUGCCUUUGGAAUCCAACUGAAAAGAAACAAAACUGAGAGAGUAAAAGGACGAGACAAUGGGAUUUUUGGAGUUCCACUCACAGUCCUGUUGGACAACGACAGAAAGAAGGACCCUGGAGUGAAGGUCCCCCUGGUGUUGCAGAAAUUUUUUGAGAAAGUUGAGGAAUCAGGCCUGGAAUCUGAAGGAAUUUUUCGACUUUCCGGAUGCACUGCCAAAGUCAAGCAAUAUCGGGAAGAACUGGAUGCCAAGUUUAACGCUGAUAAAUUUAAAUGGGACAGAAUGUGCCACAGAGAAGCUGCAGUAAUGUUAAAGGCAUUUUUCAGAGAACUACCCACCUCUCUCUUCCCUGUGGAAUAUAUACCCGCCUUCAUCACUCUAAUGGAAAGAGGGCCUCACAUCAAAGUGCAGUUUCAAGCUUUACACCUCAUGGUCAUGGCACUGCCCGAUGCCAACAGGGACACAGCCCAGGCCCUCAUGACAUUCUUCAAUAAAGUGAUUGCCAACGAAUCAAAAAACCGAAUGAGUAUAUGGAACAUUUCUACCAUAAUGGCACCAAACCUUUUCUUCAGUCGAAGCAGACAUUCUGAUUACGAAGAACUACAGUUAGCAAACACUGCAGCCCACAUCCUCCGCCUCAUGCUUAAAUACCAGAAGAUGCUGUGGAAGGUUCCGUCUUUUUUAAUCAUGCAAGUCAGAAGAAUGAACGAGGCUACCAUGUUGUUAAAGAAGCAGCUCCCAAGUGUCAAAAAGCUGCUGAGGAGGAAGACCAUAGAGCGAGAGGUUAUAAGCCCCAAGACUUCAAAGGUACUACAAAAAUCGCCCUCUUCAAGAAGAAUGUCUGACGUGCCGGAAGGAGUCAUAAGGGUCCAUGCUCCACUUCUCUCUAAGGUGUCCAUGGCCAUUCAACUCAAUAGUCACACCAAAGCCAAAGACAUACUGGCAAAAUUUCAAUAUGAGAACAGUUAUGGUUCGUCAGAAUGCAUUAAGAUUCAGAACCAACGGUUAUAUGAAAUUGGAGGAAAUAUAGGGCAGCAUUGCUUGGAUCCAGAUGCUUAUAUAUUGGACAUAUAUCAUGUAAAUCCUCAAGCAGAGUGGGUGAUUAAACCCCAACCAAGUUUUUGAAAUACCCUCCGAGAUGGCAGCUAUUGUGUAUUACACACCAAGAAGAUUCUACAUUUGGUAGGAAAGAAAACAAGACUCCUUGUGAGAUGUUUGCUCCAAUAACCCUCUUGGUGUUUCUCAGCCCAAGUAGUGUCUCCCAGCAUUGUCAGCGUGAACCCCAGAGGAGGCUCUGUUGACUGUUUGAGCUGGGGCUUUCUCCUGUGG
Molecule: messenger RNA, 2376 nt
Organism: Suricata suricatta (meerkat)
Lineage: Eukaryota; Metazoa; Chordata; Mammalia; Carnivora; Herpestidae
Gene: ARHGAP28
Product: Rho GTPase activating protein 28
Exons: 18
Coding region: 1-2172 (723 amino acids)
Biological process (GO): signal transduction; regulation of small GTPase mediated signal transduction; regulation of actin filament polymerization
Cellular component (GO): cytoplasm
Molecular function (GO): GTPase activator activity
Source: RefSeq, a predicted model, not a curated record